UCGGCGUCGGCGUCGGCGUCGGCGUAGAUGUCAACAUCCCCGUGGGGGAGAACUUAAAGAGACCUGGCACUUUACUAUUGUAUCUUGAUUUCAAAAUCCCCCAACACAUUCUUCCAAAAAAUGGCUGCUUCAAUGCUUCGAAUGCCUUCUAUGGCAGCUGCGCGUCAUGUUCGCUGCUUCAGCUCUUCACCUCGCCAAUAUGCUGCUGCAGAGGUCAAGAAGCUUGGUGUUAUCGGUGCGGGUCAAAUGGGAUUGGGAAUUGCUCUUGUUGCAGCUCAAAAGGCCCAGGUCCCAGUUACUUUGAUUGAUACUUCAGACAAGGCUCUGGACAAGGGCAUCGCCUUUGCUGAGAAACUCCUAGCAAAGGAUGUCUCCAAGUCAAGGAUCACACAAGAGCAGGCCGACAGCGCUCGUUCUCUUCUUAGUACGAGCACCAAGAUGGAAGAUCUCUCCUCUGCAGACAUGGUUAUCGAGGCUGUUCCUGAGCUGCCCAAUCUCAAGUUUGACAUAUUUGGCAAGCUGGCUCAGAUCUGCCCCAAGCAUGCUAUUCUCGCUACAAACACCUCUUCUAUCUCCAUCACACGCAUCGCCGCUGCCACUACCAAGGAUCCCACUGAUACCUCAGCUUCGUCUCGUGUUGUGUCGACACAUUUCAUGAACCCCGUCCCUGUACAGAAGGGCGUUGAGAUCAUCAGCGGUCUACAGACCAGCCAGGACACUCUCGACACCGCCAUCGAGUUCUGCAAGCGCAUGGGCAAGAUCACUUCGGUGUCCGCCGACUCUCCCGGAUUCCUUGCCAACCGUAUCCUCAUGCCUUACAUCAACGAGGCGAUUAUUUGUCUCGAGACCGGUGUUGGGGAUCGUGAUUCCAUUGAUGCCAUCAUGAAGAACGGCACAAACGUGCCCAUGGGUCCUCUUCAGCUUGCUGAUUUCAUUGGUCUCGAUACAUGUCUUUCUAUCAUGAAGGUUCUGUAUGAGGAGACCGCCGACUCCAAAUACAGGCCGAGCGUCUUGCUGAAGAACAUGGUCAACGCUGGGUGGUAUGGUAAGAAGAGCGGCAAGGGCUUCUACGACUACUAAGUCACUGCCUCACCAGAUCUUCGGCUAUGAGCAUACCUGGUCAAAUUUUACGAUACUCUUCGUAAGAUUAUCUAGAUAAAAAUAAAACAGUAAUAAUGUUCAGGUUACCCUAUCCUGAGAGUUGCUCUGGGCCAAUUCAUACAUUACAGCUUCUUGCCUAACCUUAAGGUGCCAAAAAUAAAUAGUCUAAAGCCUACUAAAUCUG
Messenger RNA from Fusarium redolens, 1285 nucleotides. Its product is annotated as 3-hydroxyacyl-CoA dehydrogenase. Bases 121 to 1080 code for a protein of 319 amino acids. Gene Ontology annotation, biological process: fatty acid metabolic process. Gene Ontology annotation, molecular function: oxidoreductase activity, acting on the CH-OH group of donors, NAD or NADP as acceptor; NAD+ binding. The transcript is spliced from 2 exons. The record is from RefSeq and is a predicted model, not a curated record. Lineage: Eukaryota; Fungi; Ascomycota; Sordariomycetes; Hypocreales; Nectriaceae.